AUGUCCAAACGCUUGGCGGACGUUGAAAACGCCAAGAAAGAGACGGCCCAAGAUUUGUCCAAUUUGAAAAACGAAUUGGCUCAAAUGAAAAAACUGGCGGAAGAUUCGAGGAGUCAGUUCAACGGUAAUAACAAUCCGUCGUGGCAAUCCGUCGUGGCAAUUGCAAAGGCAACCCCGUCAGCCAGAGUUUGCAACUGCCUCAUGCUUAAAGUUGUUACCUUUGCUCUAAGCAAAGAUAUGGCUGCACAAAAGUCAAAGCUGAAUGAUUUAACGACGUCCGUUAGCAGUUUAAGCGACGAUGUGGCUGACCACGAGUCGAGGCUGAAUGAUUUAACGACGGCUGUUGGCAGUUUAGGCAGCGAUCUGGCUGACCAAGUGUCAAAGCUGAAUGAUUUAAUCAUAGCGUUCGCUGCGAGUGCCGCGGUAACGAUGCUCAGCAGCAUGCCCAGUUCUUGCGCAGACCUCAAGUCAUUGGGUUACCACAGAAGCGGCAUCUUUUCCGUCAAGGGGACCAAUCAAGUGCAAAGCGUUUACUGCGAUUUCACGAAACAGGUCGGCGUUGCAGAACUGAUGGGCAUCGUCGACGUCAAAACGAAGCGCAUUUACUUCCACGCCCAACGCGCGUCGAUUUACUCAACUGCCGGCACCGCUGUGCAAUUUGAGUCGUUUCGCGUUAACGUAGGAGACGCCAUGCAAACAAGCGGCAUCUUCACCGCGCCUGUCCCGGGAACGUACUACUUCGCCUUAUCGGGCAUCAGCACGCAGAACGGCGCAGCGCGAGUCGACUUGCAGUUAAAGACGGCCACGGGCACGGCUGGUUGGACGGGCAUCAGCAGAGGUGUCGGCACUGGUCUCGAUUACCAGACAUUUGCCAUGCACGCGACUCUGCAACUUGAUGUAGGCGAUCAAGUCAGAGCAUUUUUAUUCAGCGGAACGAUCCAGGAUUCAGCAACCUAUAUUACGACUUUUGUCGGCUUCUUAAUUGACGAGAAAUUCGAAUAA
Molecule: messenger RNA, 1002 nt
Organism: Daphnia carinata
Lineage: Eukaryota; Metazoa; Arthropoda; Branchiopoda; Diplostraca; Daphniidae
Exons: 4
Coding region: 1-1002 (333 amino acids)
Molecular function (GO): protein binding
Source: RefSeq, a predicted model, not a curated record